GGCAGAAAAGAAGCUCAUCCAAGAUACAGUAAUGGAGGAACUCGCAGGGACUAGCACGGGCCAGCAAGAAACCGAAGCCGCGGAACAAGAGAAGGUCAAUGGGAAGCCAAGGGAGGACGAACCGGUAGACAAGGCUACGGCCGCAAAAAAGAAGUUCAGGUAUCAAAUUUCGAUCCUGACUUCGCCAGAAAUCGAUGGCACCUUGAGUAAGCUACUGGGUACCAUGGUAUCGGUGUCUUUUCAGACCAUGCUGCAAGCCAGCCGAAGGCUGCUUAAAGGACUCAGGCAGUUGCUAACGCGUAAGCGCGUGGAGGUAGAGGAGGCCCCGGAACUGCAAGAGCAGGACACAGAGGAGGCCGAGGCGCCGCAAGGAGUCUCCAACCUCCAAAGCAUUCCAGGGGGCUUGGGAGAGUUGGAGAAAGCCUUUGCGGACAUCCGCCUAAGCCUACCGGAUCGUGAAGGUGGCGAAGUCAUGAGGGCGCCACUCGGGACAAAGCUUAGCUUUCAUGCAUUACCACUUGGGAAACUUAAAAUUCAAAUCGGAACUCACCACACUGACGCGUUAGUGGACGGCAGAGCAGAAAUCACCCUUAUACGACGGGAUUUGGCAACGGUCACGGGGUGCACGGUAAACAAGGAAGUAGGAGGGAGUAUCAGGGGAGCCGGUGGAGAAAUCCCCUUCACUGGGUAUGUCACCAAAUGCGCAGUCAGGGUGGGAAUCCGGGAAUCCAUCUGGUCCUUUCAGCAGAUGACCGUGAUAAAAGAAAUGGAUCACGACGUAAUCCUUGAGAGACCGUGGUGCGCCAAUGUGGAAAUGAUAGGAAUGCAUCUGCACGACGGCACAUACAUGGUAGACAUAGAGGACCCGGUGACCGACCGCGGGGAACUCCUCCGACUUCUUGGGACCGGAGGAGACCCUCCGAAGGGCAAAUUGGCGACAUGGUCUCCAACAUUCGAAGAAAGUGCACGGAAGGGGGCUUUCCCACGAAUGGAAGGCAUGAGGGAAAGGGUAGAAAUUAUGAUUGAGGAGGCUUUUAGUAAAAAGGAGUGGAUCAAGAUGGGCUUGCCCGUAAAGAAGAGGAGGCCAGAGGACGAGUCCCUGAAAGUUAUGGUGGCAGAAAAAGGGUCGGAAGUCGAACUUGGGGCCAACCUGCCCAAACCAAAGGAAGCCCGGAAUGAAACGUCGGAGGUAGUGCUUGAAAUCCCAGAUUUAUUACAACUCGUCAAGACCAUCAGGUACCACAAAGUGCGGGUGGACUUCGCAGCGCUUGCGAGAUUUGAGGAUGGGGUUCGAAAGGGCUACUGUUUCGCAAAGAUAGCAGAACCCAUCCGCGUGAUGAUUAGGAAAGGUAGCACUAUGGAUUGGACAGAGGAUAGGGAAGAGGCAGCCCAGACCCUGAAAGACAUCCUGUCGUCCGAUCAUGUCACGUUAGCAGCACCCUGUUUCAAUGACGAGGUAAAACGACCCUUCAUAUUAGAAACAGAUGGGGGACCAUUGGCAGUGGGAGGAGUUUUGAUACAGAGAAGCGAGGAGGGCAAAGAAAGACCAAUCAGAUUUGAAAGUAGGACCAUGAAUUCAGCAGAACGACGGUAUUCGCAGUUCAAGAAGGAGGUCUUAGCAAUCCUACAUUGUCUUAAGACCUUCAAGGCAUACCUGUUCGGGAGGCGAUUUAUCCUAAGGAUCGAUCCCACCAACGUUGUCGGAGCCCUAAAGAACUACAAGCCCAUAGACCCGACUGUCGGCAGAUGGAUAGGCUUCAUAUGGCAAUUCGACUAUAAGGUCGAGCGAAUUGCAGGGCUUCGAAAUAGGGCAGAUGGGUUGAGCAGGGUUUGUAUCACACCAGAAGGAGUAGAGGACGCAGAACCAAUUGACGCCUUCCUGGAGUACGAAGGAGGGACCCUCGUCAUGGAUAAUGAGAUGGCAAAUCCGACAAUUACAACAGGACAAUUGCUGAUUCAGACCUUGGAAAAGGGCGCACCUGCAGUGGUUGCAGAACUCAGGGAAAGACCAGUCACCACGGUCAGGCGCAAAGAGGAAAAGGACUCGUGGGGAGCAGAAGUAGGGGCCAGAGAGGAACUGAUGGCCAUGACCGUGGAGGGGGGACGGGACGCCGUGAUGACGUUAGCCGAAGCCUGGGCGCAGAAGGAGUAUCAGUAUCUAGUCAACCUCACUCGGGAGGAGCAAGGUACGAAUUAUAAGGAACAGGAGUUCUUCCUCAUACAGAUGUACGAGAGCGUCUUCAAAAAAAUCGGUCUGCUACUUGUAGGGAACAAACAACCCACGGAAGUCAGUCCCAAGGCAAGGGAGGAAGUCGAAAAGUAUGUCCUAAGAAAUGACCACCUGUUCAAGAAAGAGGAAGGGAUGAUACCUAGGCGUGUCGUUUGUGGGAGGUCUAGGCAGCUGGACGUAAUCCAGGCAAUGCAUGACGGGCUAGCUGAAGGUCAUCGGUCGUCCAAGGGGACACUUGCAAAGAUCGUGCCCUUGUACUUUUGGCCAGGGAUGGCAGGCAUGGUCGCAACGUAUUAUCAAACGUGUCUGAUAUGUCAAGAAAGGAGCGUCGUACGAGUUUACGAGCCCCUUCGACCCACCUGGGUACUGGGACCCGGACACCUUGUUUACCUCGACCUUGCCGUUAUGCCUGUAUCAACGGAUGGGUUUAGAUACAUCUUGGAUGCAAGGGAUAAUCUCAGUGGCUAUGUGGAAGCCAUAGCCCUCAAGAAGAAGACGGGGAAAGCGGUGGCCGACUGGGUGGAAGAUUUCUACCUAAGGCACCCCUUCGUGCGCAGGUUUAUAGCAGACAAUGGGACAAAAUUCGUUAACCAGAAAGUGUUGAACAGGCUUAAGACACUGUGUGUACCGAUCAAGAUCACCGAGCUCUACCAUCCUGAGGCAAAUGCACCAGUAGAAAGGGGUCACCGGACUUUGAAGAACACAAUCGCAAAGUUGGCAGCAAAUAAUUUGGGAAGUUGGUCACGGUUUCUCAAGCAGGCAGUCUUCGCCGAGAACAUGACUCCAAAAAGAACAACGGGAUGUAUUCCAGCAGAACUCUGGUAUGGAAGGGAGAUCGAUUUUCCGAUAGAAGCUUUGGUCCCUACCUGGAACAGGUUAGAUAACGAUCCACACUUGAGCACGGAAGAGUUAAUCACCGCACGUUGUCAGCAGGUCGCCAGGAAUGAGGAGGCACUCGAGGAAGUAGCCAAUCGUAUGACGGAUAACCGAAUGAGGGAUAAAGCAAGAUGGGACCAGGUUAAGAACAUUCGGAAGGAGCCACUCCAGGGCCAGACGAGGAGAAAACAGCAAGAAAACAGCAAGAUGGAGUACAGAAAUGAGAAUGACAGCAAUGCCAUCAAUAGGCCGGAAGAGGGACAGUCGUCUAGGCAAGCUGGAGAGUCAAGCUCCAGGAAAAGGAAGUUGUAUGUGGGGUUCGAUCACAACCUAGUUGUGAACAGAGGAGGCAAGAAACAAGGGACCAAAGGGCCGUCACCACUAAAGGAAGGGGAGCCAAUAGAGCUGCCUUCAGACAGUGAUCCUAGUAGUAAGGAAGAGGGGAACCCAGAGGAAGGACAAUGGCCGGGAGAGAAUGAGCCCGUGGAGUUCAUUGACCUCACCCGUGACGAGGAGGAAAAUGAGGUAACAACGCUCACAAGGGAAGAUCGGGGAAGAGAGGAGGACCUAGGGGAAGAAAAGGACCCAUGGAAAAGAGAAUUCGGGCCAACUUUCAGCGAUUGGUUCGAUCAAUGGGCCAGUAUUUUGCGUUGUCAGUGGGCAAUGAAAGGCCAGGAAAAGUUGAGCAGGGGAGAAGACAUAUCCCCAACAACCUUCUUUUCAGAAGAAACGCUUCGCCAUCUAAAAACGAUAAAGAGGCUAAUGGAGCAAGAGAUGGAGGUCUGUGCAAAGAGCGAGGCUCGAUGCCGGGCGCCGGGACAGUAAAAAGGGACAGCAGGCAUGAUGGGAAUAGCUGGGAAUCGGGGAAGAGUUCGUAACCGGGCAGCAAAGAACGGCCAUCUUUCCUUUUUGCGCAUUUGAACUUCUUUGGAAUGAACUGUGAUGAGACAG
Messenger RNA from Chara braunii, 4057 nucleotides. Lineage: Eukaryota; Viridiplantae; Streptophyta; Charophyceae; Charales; Characeae. The record is from the annotation of a GenBank genome assembly.